GUACAUAAGGGUAGAACCGGUAGAACAAAGUAAAUGUGUGACAUAUUGAUCACAUUGUCACUAAGUGCGGUUGAGAAAAGAGCUGGGCUUUCCCCGAAUUAAUUCGAUCAAUUGAUUGCAAUUUCUUUUGCUGCAGAUUCACAUUUUUGACAGAUGGGGUCUUCGGGGGAACAUUUCUACUAUCACUAUACGAGCACUGCUGGAGCAAAUGCUAUACGCAACGAAGGGCGUCUAUGGUCUCAGAGUGGAGUACAAUUGUCUACUCUAAAUCCAGAGGAGCAUACACGUGAUGCCAUUUUGCGUACAAUUUAUGGAAAUGGAAUUCCAAGCGAACGUAAAAACGGAGCUGAUAACGUUGUGUACAUCUCCGAAGCUGAUCUGGACUCGUCUAAGAUGUUCAAAAUAACACCCACCCUGUAUCAGUAUUCAGGUGAAAUCCAGGUGGACGCUCAAAAUGUCAAAGAUAAGCCGCGAUGUGUUAAUGGUCCGAGUAGUUCUGGGUCGAGUAGCUCAAUUGCACAAAGCUCUUCCGAACUAUUCUUCUAUACAAACACCAGCAACGCUCAGCGGAUCAUGAAUUUGAGAGUAAUUCCGUACGAAAGUAAUCGUAGUCUCUUCCUUACCACAAUGAAACCGGAACAGUACUUUCGUGAUGAAAUUCUCAAUACAAUUUAUGGAAGAGGCUACGACCGCUUGCAGUUUGCUGCAUGCGCAGACUGGUGUGUCAAGAUCGAUAAAACAAAAUUGGAAGGUGCUAAGCUGCGAGUAUCGAAGCAAAGUGGUAAAGUCUACGAAUACACAGUUCACAUAGCCGUUAAUCCCGCCGAUGUGAUGGAUAAACCACAAUGCACGAAGAAUCAAAGAAACAGCGGUGAUGCACACGAAUAUUUGUAUCAUUACACAAGCUUCGUCGGUGCCCAAGCAAUUGUAGCGUCUGGUUAUCUAAAAAAGAGCGGCGCAUCCGGUGCAUUUGGUGCUGGGGUCUAUAUGACAAAAUUGAAACCGACGGAUUUCUUUCGUGACGACAUUUUGAAGAACAAUUACGGCGGAAUAAACGCCGCAUUCAAAGGUCGCGCUGACUGGGUUGUGAGAAUCAAGAAGAGUGGUUUGAUCGGCUCUAAAUUGAAAACGGUUCCGUCCAACGUUACCCAAGAUGACCAAAGACAAAUUUUGGUUUAUGAAGACAUUGUAAAUGUACAGCGUUCCGAUGUAUUCGCCAAGCCGAAAUGUUAUAGAGCAUAAAAUGAAGUUGUAGCGGUCGAUGUUUACAUUCCAAUAAACAACUUUGCAGAAGAA
This is a messenger RNA of Bradysia coprophila, 1296 nucleotides long. RefSeq lists its product as uncharacterized. The record is from RefSeq and is a predicted model, not a curated record. Lineage: Eukaryota; Metazoa; Arthropoda; Insecta; Diptera; Sciaridae.